UCAAUCGCAGUAGUUACAAGUUGUUACAAGUGUCAGACUCGCAAUUGAAAUUCGAGUGUCGUUCAGGAAAGACAUGGAGAUGAUCUUAAGAUGUUCGAGCAUGAUCUUGAAUAAGUUUAAGCUCUGUUGACUGUUACUGAUUGAUAAGAGAGUGAUCGUUAUCAAGAUUAAAAGACCGGAACUUAACGCCGAAAUUGCUCGUGACAGUAACGUUAAGCGAUGUUAACGAUAUUUCACUUCAUCACAGUUGUCGACAGUGAACCGCUCGAUCCUCGAAUUAGGAUUAAAUUAUCGUAAAAUACGAGAAUAGACUUUAAUUUAGACCAACGAUGGAUGCUCGAGGCAUUGUUCGUAGAAGUUGUUUGUGAACAGCUAAUAAUCCCUGAUAAUCAGUGUAAUGAUCGUCAAAGUGCUGAAUGAUUUAUUUUGGAUGCCGAAAUUUCUCAUCAACAAGAUCCUGAUUUAUUGACACAGGCGAGAGGAAAGUAAAAAUGACGGAGAGCUUGAUAAAUGAAUGGUUGGCAGACUGCGCGGAUGUCUCACUUUCGGAGCUCCACACUUUCGCUACCACUUUAUUGCAAGACAACGAGAUUGUCAGAGCGCUUUAUGUGCUCUUGGAAGAACGUAGUAAAUAUAGCCAGGUACUGGUGGAUACCGUAUGCGAUCAGUUAUACAAUUUUUACCGUUCUCGGGAAACGGAAUUGCAGAGGUUUACCUUGCAGUUUUUGCCAACAUUAGUAUACAUUUAUUUAAAUUCUGCAGCUCACGGUGAUAUUAAGAACUGUCGAUCUGUAGAAACAUUGUUGAUUGGAUUGUACAAUCUCGAAAUAGUGGAUAAAUCUGGACAGCAGAAAGCAAUUUCUUUUAGAUUACCAUCACUUGCGAUGCUUUCCAUAUUUCACGAGCCUGCAAGUUUAGCACCUGCCUCUUUAACGGAGAAUGCGGUACGCAGAUUCGAGGAAUGUAAUACAAAAUUAGUUAGUUGGGGGCCGCUACAGCAAGUAGAAACACUGAAUGCCCAGAACAGAUUGAAAGUUAUGACCGCUCUUCUCUUUAUCUACAAUCAACAGCUUGGUUACAUAAGUAAAUUCGCUUUGGAACAAUUAUGCAAAGUUGCUACCAAGCUUGUUACUCAAGGAUUUAUGAAACCUGGACAUCAUCAACGAUCUUCAUACGGAAGCGAGUCUAGUUUUGUCCCGAGGCUUUUACCUCGUAUACCCGUGUCCAGUCAAUUUCUCCUUGAAUUCUUGCAUGCUGUAUAUUUUGCUAUGUAUAACGAUUGCUGGUAUUUAGGAAACCAAGCAGUGGAAGAUGUUCAUAAUCGAGCAUGUUACGAAGCAUACCCAGAUGUUAUGCUAGUCACAAACGCUAUACGCAAUUCUGCCAGUUCUGGGCCAUCAGGUCACCUCAGUAGCGAUGGACCAAUUGGCAUUAGCGUCGCGUUAUCACCAAGUGCAACGGCGACGGUAUCUAAAUCGAUGAUCACGAAUGCCUCCUUCCGAACUAAAAAAUUACCAGAUGACAUACCGAUUCAAGUAGUAAAGGAAGAUUCUGGAGGAGAAGGUAAGAGCAAUCUUGUAUCGAUCACAGAAGAAGACGCCGGCGAGCAAAACAGAGUUGGUUCAAUGAGACAAUCGAAGGAUCAAAAGACUGCUUCAAAGAUAACGAAUUUCCCGGUACUUGGGAAGAAGCCACGGGAAAAGGAUGGCAAAGUAACCAAGGCUCCUCAUGUCGGUGCGUCAGAAAAAGAGAAAAAACUUGGAUCUCAGGCAACUUCGAAGGAGAGUAUCAAAGGUAGUUCCUCAAUGUUAAAUAGUGAAUCAACGGAGAUCGAUGGAAAUCGAGACUCUAAUGUUUCUUUGAUCGAGGGGGAACGUCUUGCAUUAAGCAGCGAUAUAGAUAAUACUAAUAUGGAAACUCCUAUUAAUCUAAGAACACAUAAUGAAACAGAACCAUUGACUUCGUCUAUUCAGGUUAGCUCUGUUUAAAUUAUCCGAGAUAAAUCAAGAAAAAUAGUAGUAGUGGGCUAUACUGAACAACUACAUUCUUCUGUUAAAUCGGUUGUGUAUAAUUUAUGCUUUUCUAUUGUUACAAACUUACACAACAUAUUUUAUACAUGUUUUCGUUGGAUCACAAGGGUUUCUAAGAAAUAUUAAUGCAGCAUUUGAAGAAAGUAUAUUGUGAUUAGAAACAGAGGAUUCAUCGUAUUCAGAGUUGUUUUAGAAAUGGCUCAUUACUAUACCGAUCUCUGUAAUUAGUUUAGAAAAUUGAAAACAAAUAACGAGGAAGGGAACAAUAACUAACAAUGUACGUUUUCCUUUGAUGGAUGUAUAUAAAUGUAUAUUAAAGGGUUCUGUUAAUUGUCUUUACGACACGUCUUUUAAUGUAUUAAAUAGAUUUAUGCUUUUCGCAAACCUUUUUACUUAUAAUUUUUCUAUGAUUUUAACAAUUAGGAAGUAUGACCAGACUUCUGUUACAAAAAAAGGAAAAAUGUUAUAAUUUUAAUCGUUACCGAUCUAAUAUUUAAAUAAUUUAAUACAUAAAUACUUUUAAAUCAAAGAAAAUGUACUUAUUUAUAUUUUCCUUUAAAUUAUAUUCAUUAUCAAAUUUAAUGGUAUUAUACUUGUGUCAACAUUUUUCUGCAAAAUGUAAAGCACAACAAAUAAGUAAGAACGAUUACAGAUUAUACAAAAGUCAUCGGAAGUAUUUCGUAUUUUCAUGGAAAAUAUUAUUUAUUAUAUCUUUAAAUUUUGGAUACUCUGUGAACAGAAUAUAACACGACUGACUUGUCUUUUCAGACAGUAUAAAAAAUAUACUUAGAAAAAUCGGAUAAUUUUCCUAACAAUCAUAUUUUCUAUAAUAUACCUCUUUAUGCCUGCCUAUAUGCAUAGAGUUGUCUGUAAGUUAUGUUUAGAUAAAAAUGUGUUUUUGUAUGAAUUUCUACGUGAAGAAAUGUUUUAGCUAACAUCAUGUUUAUCUUGUAACAAAUUCGAAAUAAUUUGUACCAAUGUUUUUCCAUAAUCGUAAGAUUAAUAGAUCUAAGGUCUUUCGAUUCGUAGAUUGUUUAUUUUAUGCAUGAUUGUAAUUGACAUUUAUUUAAAAUAAUUAUACGAAUAUCGUUGAAUUACAUACAAGGUUAUACUUACGAUCAAAGUUUCUCAUUUAGUAUAACAUCACUCUUAAUCAAAAAUAUGUGGAGCAAAAUACUGGAAAAUAAAUCUUUAUAAUUAGUAGUGGAUUUAUACUUAAAAAUAUGUGCUGAUUACAAAAAUUUGUUUAAAAUAAGUUCCUUUCAAAAAUAUACAUUGAUUGUUUACUGUUUUAUCUAUGACAAUGGAAACAUAUUCAAAGGAAUAUCAAUAAACAAUAAUUUUAAAAGUCAAAUUAAUCAUGUCGAAAGAUAUGAAAUCUUGGAAUUGGUAUUUACUUGAAAAGACUGCAUAUUGCAUCACAUUAUUACUUAUUGUUAGUCCAAUGAAACGUCUACCGUUAAUUUUUUUUAACCAAUCAGAGUGUUCAACAUAAAAAAAGUUAUACGCAUAUUAAUAUUAAAACAAAAAGAAUUAUACAAUACAUUCAUACGAACAUGUUUAAUUAUUAUAAUGCUUCUACAACUUUUGAACAAUCAUCUAAUUCAGUCUAUCACAUAACGAAAGAAGGCUGAUUUGUGUCAUACUCUUUAAGAAAGCUUAUGCUACAUAGUUUUGUGAGAUAUCAAUAAAAGAAAUAUUAUCUUUGUGAGAGAGAAUAUAUAUUUUAAUCUUAGCUUCAUUGAAAAGUUGUUCGUAUGACAUACAGAUUUAAAUGUAUUAUGUUGCAAUAGGAGGUUGAAAUUAUUUCUUAUUUCUGUAUAUUUUUAUAAUUAUCAACGAUACACAACGUUUUUUUU
This is a messenger RNA of Hylaeus anthracinus, 3889 nucleotides long. It is a transcript of the gene Hyccin, whose product is annotated as hyccin. NCBI's taxonomy places the organism in Eukaryota, Metazoa, Arthropoda, Insecta, Hymenoptera, Colletidae. The transcript has 8 exons. The record is from RefSeq and is a predicted model, not a curated record. Gene Ontology annotation, biological process: phosphatidylinositol phosphate biosynthetic process; protein localization to plasma membrane. Gene Ontology annotation, cellular component: plasma membrane. The coding region runs from base 492 to 1988 and encodes 498 amino acids.